Molecule: messenger RNA, 667 nt
Organism: Chroicocephalus ridibundus (black-headed gull)
Lineage: Eukaryota; Metazoa; Chordata; Aves; Charadriiformes; Laridae
Product: fermitin family homolog 3-like
Exons: 5
Biological process (GO): leukocyte cell-cell adhesion; platelet aggregation; integrin activation
Cellular component (GO): cytoskeleton; cell-substrate junction
Molecular function (GO): integrin binding
Source: RefSeq, a predicted model, not a curated record
CCCCCCAGGCCCCGCCGCCUGCCGCUGGGGGGGGGUUUCCGCCCCGCCCGGGCCCUGCUGAAGGGGACGACGCUCAGCAUCACCCGCGGCCCCCCCGGGGGGGAGCCCCCCCAGCAGCUCAACCUGCGCGGCUGUGGGGUGACCCCCGAGGUGGACGUGGGGGGGCAGAAGUUCGGCAUCAAACUGCUGGUGGCGGCGCCCGAGGGGAUGAGCGAGAUCCAGCUGCGCUGCCGCGACCGCAAGGGCAAGGGCAAGCAGCUGGUGCCCCGCAUCCUGGAGGCGCUGCACCGCCUGGGGGCGCUCUCGGCGGCCGAGGCCCGGCUGCGCUUCCUGGAGGCCUGGAGGGCCCUGCCCGGCUUCGGGCUGGCCUACUUCGUGGUGAGGUUCAAGGGGGGGCGGCGGGACGAGCUCCUGGCCCUGGGUCCCUCCCGGCUCCUGCGCAUGGACCCGGCCAGCGGCGCCGUCACCCGCGUCUGGCGCUACAGCGGCCUGCGGCAGUGGAACGUCAACUGGGACAGCCAGCAGGUACUGGGGGCACUGGGAGGGACUGGGAGGGGCUGGGGGGACUGGGAAUGGACUGGGAGGCACUGGGAACGGACUGGGAGGGGCUGGGAGGGACUGGGAGGAACUGGGAGGGACUGGGAGUGGAGCAGGAGGGGAAUGGGAG